AUGGAUACCUAUGUCGAUGCCUCGUAUGGUGAAUUCCUUGAUAAUGUCUUUGGUGGAGAUGGGAGCGAUUUCUCGCAUUACAUGAUGCCUGUUUCACCAUGGUUCUUCACCAACAUGCCUGGCUUUGAGAAGAAUUGGAUGUGGAGAGGUGAUUCCUUGUGGUACGACCGGUGGGAGCAGGUCAAGUAUCUUCAACCCGAAUUUGUCCAAAUCAUCACCUGGAAUGAUUGGGGAGAAUCGCAUUAUAUCGGUCCAUUACAUAUGAAUGAAAUGGAUGUUUUCGGGCCAAAGGCCGGAAAUUCGCCAUACAAUUAUGUCAGUGGCAUGCCGCACGAUGCCUGGAGGCAGUUCCUUCCAUACGUGAUUGAUACAUACAAGAACAACAUCUCGACUGUCACACAAGAAGGAAUCACAGCCUGGUUUCGGCGGAAUCCAGUUGCGGGAAGUCCGUGUUCCAGUGGUGGUACUUCUGGAAACACUCAUACACAAUUUCAAGUCGAGUUUCCACCAGGACAGAUAGCACAAGACAAGGUCUUCUAUUCUGCAAUGCUCGGCUCUGCCACAGGUGUCACAGUGACGGUCAGCAUUGGUGGUAAGCAGGCUGUUGGGACUUGGGCGAAGAAGCCAUGGGAUGGUGUUGGCAUUUAUCAUGGAAAUGUUUCUAUGGCCGGAGCCACUGGUGCCGUGAUUGUCACUCUCAAGACACCCAAAGUAACGUAUACAGUAAGUGGCGGAACUAUCACCACCGCUUGUAUGAACAAGAUUCAGAACUGGAAUGCUUGA
Messenger RNA from Cadophora gregata, 783 nucleotides. RefSeq lists its product as uncharacterized. Gene Ontology annotation, biological process: mating projection tip cell wall disassembly. Gene Ontology annotation, molecular function: glucan endo-1,3-alpha-glucosidase activity. NCBI's taxonomy places the organism in Eukaryota, Fungi, Ascomycota, Leotiomycetes, Helotiales, Ploettnerulaceae. The transcript has 4 exons. Bases 1 to 783 code for a protein of 260 amino acids. The record is from RefSeq and is a predicted model, not a curated record.